CAAAAAAAUGUAAAAAAUGAGCCGAUAUAUCCAAGUGCCUCUUUAAAUUGUGAAGCGUCAUAGUUUUGGGUUUGAGAUUUGGUUGCGGUUUCGUUUCAUUUUUCUUUUCUCGCACUUACAGCGGGGAAAUAAAGCGAUCUCCGUGUUCAUCGAUCGAACACGCAAAUCAAUGCGCCCUGUCGAGAGCUUACGCGCGCGGGGGGGGGGUCUUUGCAAUGACGUGAGAUGUGAUCGAAAACGACGUUAAAAAAAAAUCCCCAAAAGUAAGGCAAGUUUGGCCCAAAUGUUCGGAGUUUGCUCAUGUGUGACUUCACACCCCCGCUCAGUGGCGCAUGGAAACACUUGGCGACGCGUCAAAAGUCCAAUUUGGCGCAGCCCCUGUUAAAUAGCCGCGUCCGCCGCGUCACGACCCACAGUUGCGACCUCUUUGAGGGGGCGAAAGACUCGACUCGUCUGGGAUCUUAUCGCCAGCGUCAUUUUCGCUCUCCUUUAGCAAUCAUGAACGCUCGCGGUGGAUUUAAUGUUUCGGAUGCGAACCAGCCCUCCGACAUGUGGAGACCGUGGAUUCGAAACGACUCGACGGCUUCCCUACUUGUGGCUCCUUUCGAUCCUGCUGCAACGCAACCCAAACCGGCCCUUUUCGUUCACCCCGUCAAGUUGUACUGGCCCAAAACCAAAUGCUUUGACUAUCUGUACCGGGAAGCCGAGAUGCUCCUUCGGAACUACCCGGUCCAAGCCACCAUCUGCCCCUGUGAAGACUCUUCGUCCACUGAGGAGGACACGGAGGAAGAUGAUGAUGAUGAUGGUGGUGAUGAUGAGGAUGAUGACGAUAGUGAUGAUGAAGAGGAGGAAGUGACAGAGAUGGCCAAAGACCUCCAGUAAAGUUUCCAGUUAUGUGCAUAAUGGUUUAAUAUAUUUCCUAUUCCUAUUUAUUGCUGUAAAUAUUUGUAAAUAGACCAGCUGUCAUUUGUUUUAUACCACACACACCCAAAAAAAAAAAAAAAUUCUAAAU
This is a messenger RNA of Hippocampus comes (tiger tail seahorse), 1012 nucleotides long. RefSeq names its product protein ripply1-like. The record is from RefSeq and is a predicted model, not a curated record. NCBI's taxonomy places the organism in Eukaryota, Metazoa, Chordata, Actinopteri, Syngnathiformes, Syngnathidae. Gene Ontology annotation, cellular component: nucleus. Bases 301 to 882 code for a protein of 193 amino acids. The transcript has 3 exons. Gene Ontology annotation, biological process: embryonic pattern specification; negative regulation of transcription by RNA polymerase II.